AGAACUCAUUAUGGUGGUGUAAGAGUCAUACAUUUACACAUGGACUUAUCCUCACAGAGGCCACUGCAUUGCCCAUCAAAUCUCCUCCACCCAAUUCAUGAUCCAAAACCAAUCAAAUACAGAAAAAAAUCACAUCCUUUUGUUUCCUUCACCUCACUUCUUCACUAACAAAAAAUCAUCAAGCAGCAAUUUCUACUGUACUUUCUUCUUCUUCCUUCAUUAUCAAAAACAUGGCUGCUGUAAAUGCUGCAGUCUCUUUUCCUUCUACCAAGUCCACCUGUCUUCCUGCUAGAAUCUCGAUCAUCUCUCCAGAAAGACUCACCUUCAAGAAGGUUCCUGUUUACUACAGAGAUGUUUCCAGUGGAGGGAGAGUGGUUUCUGUCAGAGCCCAGGUUACGACUGAGGCUCCUGCUAAAAAAGUUGUAAAGGAAUCUAAGAAAAAUGAGGAGGGUGUUGUCGUGAACAAGUUCAAGCCAAAGAAUCCGUACACUGGCAGAUGCCUUCUAAACACUAAGAUCACUGGUGAUGAUGCUCCUGGAGAGACUUGGCACAUGGUCUUCAGCACUGAGGGAGAGGUUCCCUACAGAGAAGGGCAAUCCAUUGGGGUGAUUCCAGAUGGCAUUGACAAGAAUGGGAAACCUCACAAGCUGAGAUUGUACUCUAUUGCUAGCAGUGCCCUUGGUGAUUUUGGAGACUCCAAAACUGUGUCCCUAUGUGUGAAACGGCUGGUCUACACCAAUGAGAAUGGAGAACUUGUUAAAGGAGUCUGCUCCAAUUUCCUGUGUGACAUAAAACCUGGGUCAGAAGUUAAAAUUACAGGGCCCGUUGGAAAGGAAAUGCUUAUGCCACAAGAUCCAAAUGCCACAAUCAUCAUGCUUGCAACUGGAACUGGAAUUGCUCCCUUCCGAUCAUUUUUGUGGAAAAUGUUCUUUGAGAAGCAUGACGAGUACAAGUUCAAUGGUUUGGCAUGGCUCUUCCUGGGUGUCCCCACAGGUAGCUCAUUGUUGUACAAGGAGGAAUUUGAGAAGAUGAAGGAGAAGUACCCUGACAACUUCAGGCUGGACUUUGCUGUGAGCAGAGAGCAAACCAAUGAGAAAGGUGAAAAGAUGUACAUCCAGACCCGAAUGGCUCAAUAUGCAAAGGAGCUAUGGGAGUUACUGAAGAAAGAUAACACCUACGUCUACAUGUGUGGGUUGAAGGGAAUGGAGAAGGGAAUUGAUGACAUAAUGGCCUCACUUGCUGCAGAAGAUGGUAUUGAUUGGACUGAGUACAAAAGGCAGUUGAAGAAAUCUGAGCAAUGGAAUGUGGAAGUCUACUAACUGGUUGAUUACUUGUACAAAUCCACCCCUCUUGGGUUCUCCUCUCUAUUUUGAGCAGCCUUAUUCCCACUGCACUGUGUAGAUAGGGAGUGUCUCUUUUUUGGAGCCUAUAUUAAUGAAACAACAGUGUUUUAUAGCCAACCUCAUAAAUUUUUGUUCUUGA
Molecule: messenger RNA, 1482 nt
Organism: Theobroma umbraticum
Lineage: Eukaryota; Viridiplantae; Streptophyta; Magnoliopsida; Malvales; Malvaceae
Gene: FNR1
Product: ferredoxin-NADP[+]-oxidoreductase 1
Molecular function (GO): oxidoreductase activity
Source: RefSeq, a predicted model, not a curated record